Molecule: messenger RNA, 4692 nt
Organism: Epinephelus fuscoguttatus (brown-marbled grouper)
Lineage: Eukaryota; Metazoa; Chordata; Actinopteri; Perciformes; Serranidae
Gene: adgrf3a
Product: adhesion G protein-coupled receptor F3a
Exons: 18
Coding region: 146-3238 (1030 amino acids)
Biological process (GO): G protein-coupled receptor signaling pathway; cell surface receptor signaling pathway
Cellular component (GO): membrane
Molecular function (GO): G protein-coupled receptor activity
Source: RefSeq, a predicted model, not a curated record
UGUGUUGUUCACUUCCGUGUAAGCGGCUGCAACACCAGCUCCAUCAGUGUGCUGCUGUCAUUUAUGGGUACAGACAGGUUCCUGUGAAGUUGUGAGACGCUGCUGUUAUGGUUCACUGAUACACAUCCAGAAGAACAGGAACAGGAUGUGGGCCUUUUUAUUUCUUCAUAUCCUGGGACUAACCAUCUGUCAGGCUACUGAAAAAGGCAAUUCAACACAAAUUUAUAAUGUCAAACUGAGAAUAGAGAACAAUGCAAUCAAAAACAUAACUGAGAUACUGAAACCUUUUGUGAGCACCACCAGCCUGAACGUUGACGACCUAAAAAUGACAACAACCUGUCAGAGCACCCCGGAUGGCACAACUUGUAGCUGCGAGUCUGGCUUCAGAUGGAGCGAUAAAGUUUGUCAGUCUAGUCAAAAAUGUUGCGGUGACAAGCAAUGCACCUUCACCGGCAACACAGCUAGCAUGUGUGUUUCAAACACAACAGUUUCUAUCAACGGAUCCAUCAAUUUGCCCGGAGGGGAGUAUCGCAACUGUCUGACAGAUAAAACCUCUGAAGAAUUCAAGGAGUGUCAUAACGAAUUGUUAAGAGAGAUGAAAAAAGUGUACAGCACUUUGAAGGGAUUUGACAGCUUAAAGAUUACCAAAUUCAGGGUUGGAAGCGUCAUCGCAGAAUUUGAACUAAUCAUUGCUAACGAGGUCAGUUCACAAGAGUUGAGUGAAAAAAUGAAACUUCUGAACGAAACUCUGUCAGGAUUCCUUGUCAUGGAGACUAAAGGUGUUGUCCAUUUCCACCCACCGCCUAGCCCAGUGUGUUACAAUGAUCAUCCCAAACUGAAAUGCACGUUACAGGAGGACCUGAAAGUGAAACCAGAGUGGAAGCUGAAAAAUGAACAUAAAAUAGUGUUUGAGAUAUUUAAUGGUACAGAAUCAAGCGUCCAAAUAGCAACAAUGGAAACCAGUGUCACACUGAACAACAUAUCCCGACGCUGGACAGGAGAGUAUACAUGUACCUAUCUUCAAGAGUCAGACUUAUACAACAUAUCUCACAAAGCCAGCACUGCAUUGGACAUAUCCCUCCUGCCAGACAUUGACGUCACCACUGACCCACCGUUUCCACGCUGCCGUAAAAGUUCAGAUUUACUAAACAUUAAAGUCAAAUGUGAGAUAGAGAGCAGCCAUGAGAAUUACAUUGUGUCAUGGGACAAACGCCAUGUCCUCGGAGAAAUAAAACCUGCAAGUCGUCCUGGGAAAACUAAAGGACCUGAAGUACAUGCAGCUGAUACAAUCCUUAGAUGUGAUGACAGCGAACACACGCCAACUAUAUGGUGCACUUUUAAGAACAGGUGCAACGAAAGCAGAACAGCCUCAACAAAUAUCAUUAUCAUAUAUGAAACCGAUCAGUUCUGUGAAGCUGACGGUGAUUGGUCGGAAACCAAAGCUGGAUUCACUGCAGUGUUAAAGUGCGUAAAUGCUUCUGGACAUCGAGAAAGGAAAUGCAGUAAGGGCUCUACAAAGGGGGUAUGGGAAACAGAGUUUUCAGCAUGUGUGAACACAAAAGUGAAUGAUGUGCUGCAGAAAGCACUGACUGUUGACACUGGACUUGGCUCACUAGAUGAAAAUGCUGCAGAUGUGUUUUCCCACCUUUCACAAGUCACUGAUGAGUCAGAGACCAUCAGCGGCUUUGCAAACAUGGAUGCAUCUGUUAAAGUCCUCUCCACUUUGAGUCAAAAGCUAAAAGGCAUAAAUAAUGAUUCAGUAAGGAAUAACUUUCUGGAGUCAUCCAGCAAUAUGCUGGAUAGCUCUCUCAACAACUCAUGGACGGCAAAAACUAACAAAAGCAAUACUUCAUUGGCUGAGAGAUAUCUGAGUUCUGUCGAGCACUUGAUUCAGAUAACAAAUGUAACAAAUGCCCCUGAAACCCCAAACAUAAGGAUAGCUGCAGCCAAUUGCACGCAGAGCUCAGAAUGUAGCAACAAAGUUUUUAAUGCCAGUAUCUCUCUUUCUCCUGCCGACUCUGGCUUUGUAAAAACAGCUGGGUUUAAAGAACUGGAGAACUAUUUGCCCAACAAAGAUCAAGAAUAUGAGCCUAACAGCAUUGUUGUGUCAACAACUGCUGAAAGGGGACAACUGGAUUCAGUUGAGAUUAGAAUCCACUUUCCAUUGCACAGAAAAAGGCGUCCCCACACAUUCAUGAGGUGUGUCUACUGGAAUAACAACACUGGAGGUUGGUCAGAUGAUGGCUGCGAAUGGGACGGUUCCUCCAAUGAGGAACUUUGCAUUUGCAAACAUUUGUCUUCAUUCGCCAUUCUAAUGUCAAAGUAUCCAGUGAAAGUCCCCUGGAUAACAGAGGUUACCUACGUUGGACUGUCUGUAUCAGUCGUGUCACUCAUUAUCAGCCUCGUGGUAGAACUGCUUGUCUGGAACGCUGUAGUGAAGACAAGUACUUUGUAUUUGCGCCAUACUGCCCACGUUAACGUCUCUCUAUGUCUGCUAGUUGCAGAUAUCAGUUUUUUAGCAUCCUCUAAGCCCAGUGAUAUUUCAGAAAUGUGGUGCAAAGUUUUUGUCGUGUUAAAGCAUUUCUGUUACCUGUCCAUGUUCUUCUGGAUGUUUUGUCUGAGCAGCAUGCUCCUUCACCAAGCAACUUUUCUGUUCCAUAAUGUGAGCAAGAAAAUCUACCUGAGGUUGUCACUCUUCCUGGGCUAUGUGUGUCCUUUGCUGAUUGUUGUCAUCACAGUUCUUAGCUAUAAGGGUGGUGCUGAAGGCGAGUACUUCUCCCAUGAGACCUGUUGGCUGCGUUACACUGCACUUAUGCAAGGGUCCAUCCACACAUUUGUCGUACCAGUCGGUACCAUUGUCAUAUUCAAUGUGUUCUCCAUGCUGGUGGUGAUCAUGAAGCUUUUGGAUCGCCCUACGAAUACAGAGCGGUCCAAUGAACAGGAGAGAAAAGCUGCCCUAACUGUCAUUAGGUCAGUUAUCCUUCUGACUCCAAUCUUCGGUGUGACUUGGAUUUUCGGCUUUGCCGUGAUGCUUCUUGACCUCACAAGUGGAACCAUGGUCUUCGUAAUCAAUUAUGCCUUUACCCUGCUGAACUCCUUCCAGGGUUUCUUCAUUUUGUUGACCACAUGCCUGGGGGACAAACUGACACGUGAAGCACUGCUGAGUCAUCUGAAGAGAAAACCUCUGGCAUCGACUACUGACAGCACCACCAAGUUAGACUCAAGUGGGAAGAAGUAAAAAAUUGUCUCAAAUAGCUGCACUGCAAUCUAAACAAACUACAUUUUACACAUACAAUUGCAGAUAUUCCCUUCAUAAGCCUUAUUUACAUGCACUUGAUGAUUUUGUUGUUGUUAUUUUGAUUCAUUACCUGUGAUACAAUCCACUGUACAUUGUUUGUUUUUGACAGGAAAUAUUUUACGGAUGCACAAUAUUGGAUUUUGGUUAUUGGAUUCGCUGGAGGCAAAACACGACUCUCCGCCUCAGGGCAGUAGGCUACAUAGAGGUCUUAAAAAACAAAGACCACUUUGGUUAAAUGCGAUAAGACGAAGGGACUGGACGGAUCAUGAAAAGUGCUUGCAUGUGCAGCACACACUUCAAGUCAGGUUUGGGAAAAGGUAUUUCCUGUUGUAAGGACAAAUGACGUUUUGUGUAUUAAGGGUUAUCAUGUCCACCUCAUCAGAAACUGGGGGGGUAUUAAGAGAGAUAUUGGAUUUCUAAGUAAUCUUAACUUUUAGCACAUUAGCUAACGUUAGCUUCAAUAGCAAAACAAACUGGAGAAAACUGUUCAAGUGUCGUCUUCCUUUGUAAGAUUGGCAUAGUAAUCAACCACAAAGCUUCCUGUGACAUCAUCCAUCCACUGAGUGAGAGCAUACGGGUCGGCCAGUCUGGUCCCAUGGGUCAGUGUUUGCUUACUCUAGUAACACUCCUGGCCCCGGAGAGUGAGUGACCUGACAUGGUGCGUUCAUAAUUUCAGUAUGACGCUCUACCCUAUAAUGAGAGCCCUGUUGGUUGAAGAAAUGGAGCGUUAUAUUUCUAUAUGCAUUAACAAACGGUUAAGUAAAUCACAUAUUCACUUUGCUUGGUACUCUGCUACUCCAUCUCCCCAGCCACAGUACAUUCUGACAGCUUAUUUAUGAACAGUCCAGCUUGUGCCAGAGAGCACUCCGGGCACUCGGAAUGAAUAUUACUGAGUGCACCACUUGAAUCAUCUUCCUUCAUUGUCUAAAACAAGCCAAUAGAGCUUGCUAGCUAGCACUGGCUAAUGUCUGUGGAGAAUUGUUUUGCCUCCAGCUAAGCACCGCAACGUCAUACUUUACUAACAGCAAAAGGGUCUAUAUCCACUUAUUUCCCCACUUAAUUUUAGUGAUCAAGUCUCUUCUGUAGUGGAAUUAACAUCAUAUUAUGCAUGUAUACUCUUAUUCUGAUAGCCCUAUGUCAUGCUCUUCAGUGUAUAUAAUAUUCAUUCAUUGUGCAAAAUAAGAAUAGGCAUGUUGGCAGAUUCUGACAGUUAAUUCUAAAGCCGAUAUCAGCCAAUACCGAUGACGUGCCGAUAUUAAUGUGCAUCCCUAAAACAUUUCCAACUUGUAUUCUUCAUUCAUUGCUAUAAAUUAAAUUACAUAUAAAGUUCAGAUAUGGUUUGAGCAAUACUGUGUGUGUUAUCCAUUACUAAUAAAGCACUGAAACACUGACAA